Messenger RNA from Staurois parvus, 2693 nucleotides. The record is from the annotation of a GenBank genome assembly. NCBI's taxonomy places the organism in Eukaryota, Metazoa, Chordata, Amphibia, Anura, Ranidae.
AUGGCGGAUAAGAGAGGGAGCCGGGGAGUCCCGGGGGCCACAAAAGGGGGCAGUAAUAACAAUAACAACCUUCUCUUCUCCACCGGGGAGCUCAGCUUCACCGUUCCCUUCAUCCCGGUCACCGGACCUGUACCCACCGUUGCAGAUGAGUCGGUAGAAGUGGGGGAAGAGGACAGUUUCUUGGGACAAACAUCCAGUUUGAACAGUACACCACAGACCUUCAGUUAUUUUUCACAGACAACAAGUCUGACCAGCUCGAAUGAUCCAUUCGCCAGUAUUGGACAGACACUUGCAUCCACAGCACCUUCAACAUCCGGUCCUGUCGCUUUCUCCAGAUCUCCAGCAUCGGUGCCGCUACCCUCCACAAUUCAGAAUGGACAGAGCAUUACCCCUCCAAGGACCAUGUCUCCAUAUCCUUCCAAUACUCCACCUCCUAGUGAAGUGGGUGGAGGCUCCAUCUGCCCUCCCCCGAGCACCUUCUCUGUUGCUCCUACUGUCUCCUCCCAGGCAGCCUAUAAUCCCUACCGCCACAACACCCAGAGCAGCCGGAUUAAUCCCUACCUGACCCCUCCUCAGCUUCAGCAGGAUCCUGCCACAGGGCUACCUAGCCAGACACUUCCAAUGGCUCCACCUAAUGUUUACUCAUCUGCUUCCCUACCACCGCCACCUCCUUCGGCACCCCCGUACAUGACAUCAGCAGCCACACAACCGUACCCCAGUGCCAGGCCUGCUGCUCCCCCAAUGCCAGCAGUGGCUCAUUUUGUGCCCCACCUGUAUGAGCCUUUCCAGCCUCACUGGUUCUUCUGUAAAUUGGUGGAGGAACGUGAAGUCUGGUCGCCGUUCAGCAUGUAUGACUCUGCAAAUCUGGAGGAGGUGUACAACUCCGUUCAGCCAGACCCUGAGAGUGUGGUGGUGAGUACAGCUGGUGGGCGAUAUGACGUCUGCCUGUAUGAUCGGGAGAUGAAAGCCGUCUACUGGAAGAGGAGGAUUUGGAGGUUCGACGCUGUUCCUGGUUCUAUAAAGGAGACUCGGACAGCCGAUUUGUGCCAUACUCUGAGGAUUUUAGUGAAAGGCUGGAGGCAGAGUAUAAAAAGGCAGUGACAACCAAUCAGUGGCAUCGAAGGUUGGAAUUCCCGGGCGGAGAAACCAUUGUAAUGCACAAUCCCAAGGUGAUCGUCCAAUUUCAGCAGUCAGCGAUACCUGAUGAGUGGGGGACCCCACAGGAUGGGCAGUCCAGGCCACGUGUGGUGAAGAGGGGCAUAGAUGACCAUGAUGAAGUUCCAGAUGGUGAAGUUCCUCAAGCUGAUCAUCUGGUGUUCAUGGUGCAUGGAAUUGGGCCGGUGUGUGAUCUGCGCUUCAGAAGUAUGGUGGAAUGUGUGGAUGAUUUUAGAGCAAUCUCUUUGAAGUUGCUGCAAACUCAUUUCAGAAAGUCGGUGGAAGAGAGCAAGGUGCGCCGUGUGGAGUUCCUGCCUGUCCAUUGGCACAGCGCCCUCCAUGGUGAUGCCACUGGUGUGGACAGGCGGAUCAAGAAAAUUACAUUGCCAAGUACUGCACGUCUUCGACACUUCACCAACGAGACCCUCCUGGACAUUCUGUUCUACAACAGUCCCACCUACUGCCAGACCAUCGUAGACAAAGUCAGUUUAGAGAUGAACCGGCUUUAUGAACUCUUCAUGAGCCGAAAUCCAGAUUUUAAAGGAGGGGUGUCUGUGGCUGGUCACAGUUUAGGCUCUCUGAUUCUGUUUGAUAUACUGUCCAAUCAGCAAGAUUUAACAGGUAGUUUUCCAGAUCCACGUGAGUCUAGCGAAUCAGAGGUGGUGCAAGAAGGGCUGCCUGACCUACAGGAGGCGCUGGAAUCUCUCAGCCUGUUGGAUUAUAUCACCGUGUUUGACAAAGAGAAGAUGGAUAUGGAGUCCUUGCUCAUGUGUACAGUUGAUGACUUGAAGGAGAUGGGGAUACCGCUGGGACCUAGAAAGAAGAUUGCCAAAUAUGUGGAAGAAAUGGCUGCCAGUCAGGUAAUAGAUGCAAAGUCCACUGCCACCUCUUUCUGCUGUGCACCUAGAGGCAGGAGUCAGGCUGUCUGUAAUUUAUACUCUUCUGUAUCGGUGAGGUAUAAUCCGCUGGAUUUUGAGCUGGUACAUUUCUUUGCUCUUGGUUCUCCUAUCGGGAUGUUUUUGACUGUCCGUGGACUGGACAAGAUUGAUGAAACCUACAGACUGCCUACCUGCAAGGGCUUCUUCAAUAUUUAUCACCCAUUGGACCCCGUUGCCUACCGGUUGGAACCAAUGAUUAUAGCAGAUCUGGAUCUGAAACCUGUUCUUAUCCCACAUCACAAGGGGCGGAAGAGGCUUCAUCUUGAGUUGAAGGAAAGCCUGACCCGUAUGGGGUCUGAUCUGAAACAAGGAUUCCUCAGCUCCUUGCGCUCGGCCUGGCAGACGCUGAAUGAAUUUGCCCGAUUUCACACGUCAUCUGCUCAGCUGCAGGAAGAACUAGAGAAAGUGGCUGACCAGAUUAAGGAAGAGGAGGAGAAGCAGAAACUGGAAAAUACAGAGAUCUGCAGAGAAGAGGACCUGUCCAUUAAGAUUGGCAUGUUGAAUGGUGGCCACAGAAUUGACUAUGUUUUACAAGAGAAGCCAAUUGAAAGCUUCAAUGAGUAUUUGUUUGCCUUGCAGAGCCACCUAUGUUACUGGUGA